Penicillium roqueforti is the source of this 1197-nucleotide messenger RNA. RefSeq lists its product as uncharacterized. The transcript has 5 exons. NCBI's taxonomy places the organism in Eukaryota, Fungi, Ascomycota, Eurotiomycetes, Eurotiales, Aspergillaceae. The record is from RefSeq and is a predicted model, not a curated record. The coding region runs from base 1 to 1197 and encodes 398 amino acids.
AUGGCCAUUAAAGUGCCCCCCGGCCAGUCACCGCCUUUCGAGACAAUAGACGACAGGCAUCAUGCCGGUAUUAUUAUCAUUACCGCUGCCAUAUGCCUAGUGAUUUCGCUGGUCUGUCUGCUGAUCCGGGUGUAUGUGCGGACAUUCCUCAGUCCACCGUGGGGAUCAGACGAUAUCAUCCUUUUGGGAGCGACCAUAUCCGCAAUUAUCGAGUCAAUAGUCAUCUUCCACGCCGCGAGCAUCGGCUUUGGGACGGACAUAUUGCUACUCACCGAGAAGGCCGUUGAUCGCAUACAAAAUUCCCUCCUCGCCGCCGACAUCCUCUACCUCAUAACCCUGUACCUCUCCAAAUGCUGCAUCAUUGCCAUCUACUUGCGCCUGACGCCCCGCAAGCACCACAAGAGUAUUCUCUGGGCGACGUUCGUGCUUAGCACAGUGGGGAUUAUAGUAUCGAUACUGCUUAUCGCAGUGAACUGCGAGGGAAACAAGCCGUGGGUUAUACCUGGCGAGCAAUGCCAUAACCUGUUCCCCCGCUGGCAAGCAAUCACCGCGCUCGACAUUUUGACCGAACUAUUACUUUUUGCCUUCUGUAUCGCCCUAAUCUGGGGUCUGCAGAUGCAAAUCACACAUAAAAUCGUGAUUAUGGUGUCCUUCGCGGCGAGGCUACCAUUAAUAGUAUUCUCCGCCAUCCAUCUCGCCAAACUGAAGGAAUACACAAUCGUGAAAAACCCCACCUUCACCGCAAUCAGCCACACAGUCUUCACCCAGCUCCACCUCAACUACGCCCUGAUAGCAUGCACGGUAUUCUGUCUGCGCCCCUUCAUGAAUGCCCUCAGUACCCACUACGGCACGGCCGGCGACUCAAACCUUGGUAGUAGCAGCGGCGGCUAUGGAUACGGUUCUGGGUCUAGGAGACGUGUAAAUACAGACCCCUACGCUUCUGGGCGGUCGCGGGAUUACGAGAUGGGCAAUGUAAAGGGAAGACCCUCCCGUCAGGUGAGUGGUUUGUUCAAGGAGAGGCCGCACUUGGGCGAUGGGACGGAGAAUAGGACGGUCGUUUGUGAGGCUUCAGGGCCGUCGCAUUCUGGGGAGGGGAGGUCCGAGGAGGACAGGAGCAGUGAGCGUAGUGGCAGCGAUGUGAGUACGAGGAUGAUUAUUCGGAAGGAUGUCGAGUAUACUGUUUCUGUGGAACGGUAA